GUGUAUGAAGAAGUGACGGUGUUUGGUUGGUCCUGCCAUACACGUGGGUAUCGUAAGGCUGAAGCUACAACUAGAGAUUGAAAAAAGAACGAUUUUUUGUUAUGACUUUUGGUACAAACAUUAUUGGGGAUGUUUGUGAGUGUGCUGUGAGUUGAUGUUAGUUUCUCGCAUUGCAGAAGGAAAGUUGAGAUUUGACAUGGACAGUGUCAUUCGUGAGGGGGCGUUGCGACUACUGACAAACGAGGGUUCUUCUGACGUCAUCUUGAGCUGUCAAGGACACCGCGUUACGGCCCACAAGGUCAUCCUUUCGAUGGCCAGUCCGAUGUUUAGGGUUCUCCUGAAAGACUCUACAUCUGAACCUACAGUGAUCAUCUUUCCAGACGUAUCCAGUAAUACAAUGUCCUUGAUACUGGAUUAUAUUUACACUGGAAGUGUCUUAGUUUAUUCCAACAGCAUCCAGGAUUUUCUGAGUCUGGCGAAACUACUCAGCAUACAACUGCAUUUCGAUAAAAGUGCUACGGUAUUAGAUAAAAAGGAUAUACGUCAUACGACUAAGAUUGAAGAUGACGUCAAGAAGACAGAAACGAUAGAAAAUGCCGUUUCUUCCACAAGAGACGACACCAUCUACAGCAAAAGCAACCUCAAGAAGCUUCCCAAGCUCGUACCUUUGCGCAGCUUGAGGGGCAGAAAAGAAAGAAGAUGGUGCAGCUACCUGUUGCCUAGCCCUUGGUGUCCCAGAUCCGAAGGAGUGUACGGGGAUCCCAGAAAAGUAGAGGGAGAAGAAAGGCGAGGUCACAUGAGUGCCAAAUCACCGGGAAAUGAUCCGAACAAUAAUAGCCAGUGUCCGGCCACUUAUAUUAGGUCCAAUCACCCAGAUGACUAUUCCUUGGUGAGGGGUUCUGGUUUGGAGCCUUACAAAGUUACAAACUAUCACAAUGUGCCCUCGAACAGGGAUUUAUGUGAAUUCAAAGAUAUUCCUCAACCGUUCAAUGUGGAUAAUCUGAGCAAGUCGUCUGGUGUGUCGCGAUGCAGAGAUCGAAUCGAAGAUCCAUCAGGAUUUCCGGAUCCUUCUGUUUGUACUGAAAAGGAAAUUCCUGCUAGGAGGGAUUUUGAUGAAGAGACUAUUGAAAGAUCGAGGCUGAGUGUCGGUGAAUUGACGGAUCGCUGUUAUGAUAAGGAAGAGGGGGGAGAUGACGUCACCGAGUUGGAUAAGAAGUACGAUAAGCAGAAACCUUUCAGAUGCGAGGAGUGUGGGAAAGGUUUCAGCCAGCUGAGGAAUUAUAAAUAUCACAGGUCCGUUCACGAGGGUACCAAAGAGUUCGCCGCCAAAUGUCCCGAAUGCGGAAAGGUAUUCAACGACAAAGGCUACCUGUCCAGCCACAUGAAGAUCCAUCGAGAUAAGAAAGAGUACGGCUGUCCGCACUGUCCGAAAAGGUUCAACCAAAGAGUGGCAUAUAAUAUGCACCUACGGAUACACACUGGUGUGAAACCGCACGAAUGUUCCACAUGCGGUAAAAGCUUCUCCAGAAAAAUGCUGCUGAAACAACACCAGAGGGUCCACACAGGCGAACGGCCUUAUUCGUGUCCGGAGUGCGGGAAAACGUUCGCAGAUCGGUCGAAUAUGAGUCUACACGCCCGAUUGCAUACUGGCGUAAAGCCCUAUGGCUGCUCACUUUGCCCGAAAACUUUCACCAAAAAGCACCACUUGAAGACUCACAUGAACUUCCACACCGGCCUCAAACCGUACGAGUGCCCAAAGUGCGGCCUGUCCUUCUCACAGAGCAGCAACAUGAGGACGCACCACAAAAAGUGCGCCGGAAAGAGCCUUAACAGAGACGAAAUGGUCGACGGUGGUCGAGGCGACGCGAAUCUGGUAGGUCAGGCGGCCGUUUGAUGGGAACAUUGUUGAUUCUCUCGGAAAUUGAUCUGUUGUAUUGGCCAUUUUCAUUCAGAACACUCUGUCAUGUACAACAAAUUUUACGGGUAUCUAUAUAUAUUAUCGAAUAUAAUAUGAUUAUAUGAAAUCAUUAUUAUAAUGAUCAAAUGAAUGAAUAAAUUGACAGGACCGGAACGAAUUUCAAGGUGAUUAAAUAUAAUCAGAAAAAAGCUUACAUAUACAGUGCGUCCCACUUACCAUGCUCACCAUGGGUAUCUUUUUAACGGUGAGAGAUACGAGGUCGGUUAAAUGACACCAAAUGUGGAGUUUGUCAAGGCCAACUAUAAUGUGAAAAAAUAUUUUGAUAAAAUCUAUUCGUUUUUGUUUUAUACGCAAAAAACAGAUUUCGAUCAUUUUCAUGUCUCCUCCGUAACUUCUUCAUUUAUGAAAAUAUUCUAAUAGGAAUUUCACAUUCCUAUGGCAGUUUUUCGAAGUGAUUUCGAAAAAAAUAUGAAAUUCAUACCAACUCUUCUAGAAUUCGAGAUAUCAGCACCAACUUUAGUUUUUCAAAUGAAGGUCAUAGCUCACGAUGACUUAGUUACAAAUAACUUUUUUUUCUCUUACAGAUGAUAUGUCGCAAUAGUAGUUUUGUGUUGAUAACAACGGAGUUAUCGUCAUUUAUACAAAAACAAAAAAUUAUUUGGAAGCCGCCAUCUUGAAUUUAUAAAUUUUAACAAAAAAAUCAUGAUCUCCGACGUCAAAAACCCCCACUUACCAAUUUUGAAUGGAAUCGGACCAAAUCUUGUCCGCCAUCUUGGAGCAGCCAUUUUUUCAUAAUUUCAGCGAAAAUUCCAUGACUUCGAUUAACUUGAAAUUUGGCAGGUGCUCAUAAUUUCGGUGAUAAUUCAUUAUGGAAUUUUUGUUGGAAUUAAAAAAAAGGGUUGCUUCAAGAUGGCGGACAAGAUUUGGUCCGAUUCCAUUCAAAAUUGGUAAGUGGGGGUUUUCGAGGUCGGAGAUCAUGAUUUUUUUGUUAAAAUUGAUGAAUUCAAGAUGGCGGCUUCCAAAUA
This is a messenger RNA of Phaedon cochleariae (mustard beetle), 2943 nucleotides long. Lineage: Eukaryota; Metazoa; Arthropoda; Insecta; Coleoptera; Chrysomelidae. The record is from the annotation of a GenBank genome assembly.